ACUCAAAACCAAUUGUGCCUUAAUCUCGCUUUCUCUCUCUUUCAUAUCAUCACUCUCUCCGAUCAACGCUUCUGCCGUCGUAGCUCACCAAUUGAUCAGCUGCUAUUUUGCUAUUCUAUUUUGUCAAAGAAGUGCACACAGCAAAAUGGACGAUUGGGAGGAUGAGCAAAUUGCACCUAUUGACCUUAACAAAAAGGAAGUGACUAAAAGUAAAUGGGAUGAUGAAGAUGUGGAUGAAAAUGAUGUAAAGGAAUCAUGGGAGGAUGAAGAUGAGCCUGCUCUGGCACCGGCACCUGCCCCUAAUACAACCGAAAAGGCUCCUAAAAAAUCUGAAAAAGCUGCUGAAAAGAAGGGAAAGAGUGUAGAACCAAUAAAGGAAGAAUCGUUGGAUCCUGUGGCUGAAAAACUUAGACAACAAAGACUGGUUAAAGAAGCAGAUUAUAAGAGUACCAAAGAAUUGUUUGGUGGUGGGGAAAAAGAUGAGAAAAACCUUGAUACUUUCAUACCCAAGUCAGAGAGUGAUUUCUUGGAGUAUGCAGAGCUCAUCUCACACAGGCUUCGUGCUUUUGAGAAAAGCUAUCAUUAUAUUGGUUUGCUGAAGGCUGUAAUGAGACUAUCUAUGGUUCAAUUGAAAGGAGCCGAUGCAAAAGACAUUGCAUCUUCAGUUACUGCCAUUGCAAAAGAGAAGAUAAAAGCAGAGAAAGAAGCCAAUGCUGGGAAAAAGAAAGGUGGCAAGAAAAAACAGCUUAUUGUUGAAAAACCGGAUGAUUAUUUUGCUAUCAGUGAUCGAUAUGAGGCUUUGGACGAUUAUGAUUUCAUGUGAAAAAUUUUGGUUCGAUUCCAUUCAAAUAGUCAUGGGAUUCUUCAACCUUUUUCAACAUUGGAAGUUGGGACAAGACCCUUCGGCAUAUCCUUAUUAUCUAAAAUUGAUGAGAGCUGUCCUGUAAUUUGUCCAAUAAGUGUGUGCAUCAGUGU
This is a messenger RNA of Arachis stenosperma, 975 nucleotides long. RefSeq lists its product as uncharacterized. The transcript has a single exon. The record is from RefSeq and is a predicted model, not a curated record. Gene Ontology annotation, molecular function: translation initiation factor activity. Bases 146 to 823 code for a protein of 225 amino acids. Lineage: Eukaryota; Viridiplantae; Streptophyta; Magnoliopsida; Fabales; Fabaceae. Gene Ontology annotation, cellular component: eukaryotic translation initiation factor 3 complex; cytoplasm.